CCUUGUUCUGUGCGCAUGCGCAUGCAAAGUGAAACCGGAGCUGCUGCGGGAAAAUCUAGAGAGGAAGAACAGAUCGACCUGCAAGGUGCCUUCUUCUUCUUCUGCCCUCAUGCAUCGCGUCUUUGUUUACGGCUCCCUAAAGAGGGCGCAGCCAAACUACCCUCUCAUAACAGACAGCAGUAAUGGAAAGGCGGAGCUCCUCGCCACAGCUACAACCGUCCAGAAGUACCCACUGGUGAUCGCUACUCAGUACAACAUCCCCUUCCUCCUUAACCUCCCGGGACAAGGCCACAGAGUCCAUGGAGAGCUCUACAGAGUGGAUGAAAAGAUGCUGAAAUACCUGGACUGGUUCGAGAACAUCCCCACCAUGUACCAGCGGACUGUAGUAGAACUGGAAAUCAACGAGCUGGCAGACGUGGUGGACGAGGAACUAUCGCCUGGGAACAUCACUGAGGCGUCUGUGUACAGCACCACCACCUACCAGCCGGACUGGCCCUCGCUGCCGGCGUACCAGAGCUACGACUCCAACGCAGACCACGGCCUGAAGUUUGUACUGAGGGAGGAUCGAAACUGGGCCUCAGCGCGGCGAUGUUAAUGACUUCCACCUCUGUGCAAAUGAGCACGCUGCCUUUAAACCUAGAUAAACGGGACCAAGAGCUCCAGCAGACGGACCCAAACUAAUCCUGAAGGUGAAAAUGACUGAAAAAUAUCACUAAUGCAACUGAGGAAGUUCUCCAUUUAUACUGAUUUAAGACAGAUUAAGCACUUUUCUACAGAUCUGUACACAAAUCUUUGAGUCAUACAUGUUUUUUUGUUGUUGUUAGAUUAUCUUGCAAAGUUGUUUUGAGCAUUUAUUUGUCGAUAAAACUCCUGUAGUGGAUACAUGAAGUGAUCCUCAUAAAGAGCCUCAAUUUGUUCUAGCAGAUGGACAUGAAGCUGAAAAUGACUGAAAAAAAUCAUUAAUGCAACUGAGGAAGUUUCCAUUUAUCUUGAUUUAAGACAGAUUAAGCACUGAGUCAUACCUGUUUUUGUUGUUGAUUUAUAUAAAUUAGAUUAUCUUGCUAAACUUUUGAGCAUUUGUUUGUCGAGAAAACUGAUAGCCUAUACAUGACGUGAUCCUCAUAUUGCCUUAGAUCCAUAAAAUGGAGCACAAUUAUUCUAGCAGAUCAUCCUGAAGCUGAAAUCAUGUAUAAAUGUUACUGUUCAUAUUGUUAAUUAUUCAAAAAUCUGCAAAGCAGUAAACUAAGAGAAGGAU
Molecule: messenger RNA, 1255 nt
Organism: Fundulus heteroclitus (mummichog)
Lineage: Eukaryota; Metazoa; Chordata; Actinopteri; Cyprinodontiformes; Fundulidae
Product: gamma-glutamylaminecyclotransferase C-like
Exons: 2
Coding region: 110-595 (161 amino acids)
Molecular function (GO): gamma-glutamylaminecyclotransferase activity
Source: RefSeq, a predicted model, not a curated record